Molecule: messenger RNA, 312 nt
Organism: Knipowitschia caucasica
Lineage: Eukaryota; Metazoa; Chordata; Actinopteri; Gobiiformes; Gobiidae
Source: the annotation of a GenBank genome assembly
AUGGUGGUUGAAUGUCAGAGAGGACACGGAGCUCCGCUGAGAGGGGCACCUGUUCACGGCGGGACCCCCCCUGCUGACUGCUCUAAUCAAAUUUACCCAGACAGACUGCCCCGUCCCGGGACUCCCCCAAAAACAAGUGCAUGCGGAGAAGAGAGCCGUGUCCUCGUCAUGUCCACCUCGUGUCGGCUUAUUCUCCUCCACAGCGCCCCCAAAGGCCCACCCGCGCAGGCGCAGCACGAGCCCAUAAUCCGGAACGUAAUGAGGAGCGCUGGAGACGGGACGGGGGCCAGCAGGCAUGAGGAGAAUACAUGA